AUGGACAAUGAAAUUUCCGAUUCGUCUGACGAAUACACUCCUGACGUUAAUAACGAAUCAUUAAUUGUAAAUGGACUUUUUGGAAUUGCUGAUGAAGAAAAUAAUGUUGAGAAUACUACGGCUCAGGAAUUUACUAAUGAUAUUAAUAUGGAAGCAGAAGAAGUAGUUGAAACAAUAAUUAAUAAACUUUGUAAUGAAAGUGAUAAACAUGUUAUAAAAAUCACUGAAGAAAAGAAUCAUAACAACAGUGACUGUGUUCAAACGGCUGAGAGUAAUUGUUUUGGUAGUCGUAUGAUAUGCUCAGAGUCCGCUGAUUUGGAUCACUCAGAAUUACCGUACUCGUUUGCUAGUAUAUCUAAAAACUAUGAAAAAUCAAAAAAUGUUGAUGCUCCAAAAGAUUUCGAUAUAUUGCCCGAACCGGAUUCUAAGUCAACUGUUGUAUUAUCCGAAGGAAAUUUACCGUCAACACUCUCUUUAAUUUCUACAAACUACCAGGACUCAAGUUCUGAUGAUAGCGAUAUUAGUGAUGAUGAUGAUUCAAAUAAUGAUGAUCAAUUGAUUGAUUCUGAUAAUGAAAACAGCAUCAUUUCUGUAUCAUCCAAUACAUGUUCAAAAGAAUAUGUUAAGACCAAAGGAGAAUUAGAUAUUAGUGAUUUGCCACCCAUUGAAGAUUUAAAAAUAUCAGUGGACGAAGCCAAAUGUCAACCAGUUGGAUGUAUUAAAAGUGUUGUUGAUACUUUAGUUAUAGUAGAAGCAUUUUUAAAUCAACCUGCAUUGGACAUUGACUCUGUACUAUUUGUGGAUCGGGGAAAACGAGCUUUAGGAAGAAUAUUUGAUGUAUUUGGGCCUGUAAUUAAACCCUUCUACGCAAUUCGUUUCAAUGAUUCUAACCAUAUCAAAAAGUUUGAUAUACAAAUUAAAGAACCUGUAUACUGUGCUCCUCAGACAGAAUACGCAAGCUAUGUUAUGGUGUCUCAGCUUAUGAAAAUGAAAGGAAGCGAUGCUUCAUGGAGAGACAAUAAUGAACCUCCUUGUGAGUUUUUAGAUUAUUCUGAUGACGAAGCAGAAAAGUUAGCAAAGAAAAAACGAAGACAGAAAAAAUGUAUACAAAUUUCAGAAGAUGAUGAUAUAGUAGAUAAGGAAAAAUCGCCUGAUCCUCCCAGUCAACGUGUGGUCAGGAAUAACUCCACACCAAGGAAUAUGACACCAAGAAUUCUGACACCAAGGAGUAUGACGCCAAGGAGUAUGACACCAAGAAGUAUGACACCAAGGAGUAUGACACCAAGGAAUAUGACACCACAUCCAUCUUAUCAAAAUUCCAAUAACCGAACACAGCAAACAUACAACCCCCAUCCUCCUAAUCAUAGUAACCAUGACCAUAACGGUCCCAGACAAUUUCCUACCUAUGCUCAGCAUUUAAGUUCAAUGGAUUACAGUCACGCCUACCGCCAACCAUACAAUCCAUGGUAUUAUGAUCAAAUGCACGCACCAAGACAUAAUUACCCACAUCAACAACAAUACAUGCCACCAGGGUAUGAUUACCGAUCUCAACCACCAAUGGAUCCAAAUAUUCCAAAUAAUCCAAAUAAUCCAAAUAAUCAAUUUCACUAUAAUAACCAUUUUGAUUAA
Messenger RNA from Macrosiphum euphorbiae (potato aphid), 1629 nucleotides. Lineage: Eukaryota; Metazoa; Arthropoda; Insecta; Hemiptera; Aphididae. The record is from the annotation of a GenBank genome assembly.